Molecule: messenger RNA, 1391 nt
Organism: Gavialis gangeticus (Gharial)
Lineage: Eukaryota; Metazoa; Chordata; Crocodylia; Gavialidae
Gene: NKX2-6
Product: NK2 homeobox 6
Exons: 2
Coding region: 19-825 (268 amino acids)
Biological process (GO): cell differentiation; regulation of transcription by RNA polymerase II
Cellular component (GO): nucleus
Molecular function (GO): DNA-binding transcription factor activity, RNA polymerase II-specific; RNA polymerase II cis-regulatory region sequence-specific DNA binding
Source: RefSeq, a predicted model, not a curated record
CCUCCCCCGGCCCUGAGGAUGCUGCCCAGCCCGGUCACUUCCACCCCCUUCUCGGUCAAAGACAUCCUCAAGCUGGAGCACCCCGCCGCCCUCCUGCCCGAGCCGCCCGCCUGCGCGCGCAGGCAGCUAGGAGCCGCUUACAGCGCCGAGCACGGCCCCGUCAAGGCCGAGGAGGAGUACGACCUCCUGCGGAGCUCCUGCGGGGAGGAGGAGGUGGACCUCGGGAAGUGUUUGAUCGCUGAGUCUUUCGAGAUGGAGAAGAAAGAGGAGGACCCCUGCGAGCGCCCCAAGCAAAGGCAGAGGAGAAAACCCCGGGUGUUGUUUUCCCAAGCUCAAGUAUUCGAACUGGAAAGGCGAUUUAAGCAGCAGAAGUACCUCUCGGCACCGGAAAGGGAGCACCUAGCUAGCAUGCUGAAGCUCACCUCCACUCAAGUAAAGAUCUGGUUCCAAAACAGGAGAUAUAAGUGCAAAAGACAAAGGCAAGAUAAAUCCCUGGAGCUCUCUGCCCACCCGCUCCCUCCGAGGAGAGUUGCUGUACCUGUACUGGUCAGAGAUGGCAAACCAUGCCUUGGGGGCUCCCAGGCUUACACUUCCCCUUAUAAUGUUGCUAUCAGCCCUUACUCCUAUAAUACCUACUACAGUGGCUACAGCAACAGCCCGUACAGUGCUAACUACAACUGCAGUUAUGCUGGGGUGCCCUCUGUGCCAACUAGUGCUACACCAGCCGGGCACAUCAUGAAUAUGAGCUUUAGUAUGUCUAACGCUGCUCAGAACCAGCCUGGCCACUUGCAAGCCACACUGCAAGCAGGGAUCAGGGCAUGGUAAGUGGGACGUUAGGACUACCUGGAAGAUGUGUGCCCUGAGCAGUACCGCCACUGGAACCAUCCAGGACACAGACUGAAGCCGGAGAGGCUCAGAAACCUGAAGGGCGUCUCCUGCUCUGUGUAUCUGGACAUUUCCUGCACAAUCCCAGUCUGCUACACAAGCAAUCUGCUGCAGCUCCUCACUGAAGCUGCUGCUUAAAGGACACGGGGUUAGAAGGGGCCCUUGAAGCUACCAAGCUGCGACAACUGAAAAGUGAACUACUGAUUAUUUAUUUAACACAGGAAUUUUCAGCUACAUCCCUCUCUCCAUCCCACCCCAAAAAGCAUUUGCUUCUCCAGGCUACAAGGACAUCCCAAUAAGCUGGUGCCUUCCCAAAAGUGAUUUGAAAGCAGAGACCAUGCAUGCAUCUGUACAUUUACUUUCAUAUGAAUGGUUUAUUUAAGACUUAGAGCUCCCUUCUCAUCCUCUGGAAUAUAGUUCUGGUAUAUAAUACUUGAUUUUUUUUUUUCCCCCAGCGCACAUUUUUGCUUUGUGUAAUUUUUCAAUUAAAUAAGUUGAUAACAGUA